Messenger RNA from Cylindrotheca closterium, 756 nucleotides. The record is from the annotation of a GenBank genome assembly. Lineage: Eukaryota; Bacillariophyta; Bacillariophyceae; Bacillariales; Bacillariaceae.
AUGGUAUCAUCCACCACCACAAACAAAAAGAAGACACCUCCAAGGCUGAGUGCUGAGGAUUACAUGAUCCGCAGCAAGGCAUUGGAUUUACUCCAGACGGUGGACCAUCAAAUUGUGUAUGAGAAUGAUUAUGAUGACGAUGAUGGUGACAAUUCGGAUUUCUCAUGGAUUACGCCAGAAGAACAACCCAUUUCUUAUCAACAUUCUUCAGCUGUACCCGUCAUUGAACGAAAACAGCAGCAACGACAUCCCGCUAGAAUCAUGGGAGCAUCACAAGAUCAAUGGAUUGAUAUUUUCGUGCCAGCCGUCAGUUGCAUUUCCAAUGCCUGCAAGUUGGGUGUCUCUAGCAUGGUGAAGCAAACCAAGGAUGGAUUUCAUGUCAUUCAGAAUGAUCUUCGAGAAAGAAGACUGGAUCGAGCAAAUGUAAAGAAAAAGAAGGAUCCGUCAUCCCAUCGACCACAGCGGAAUAUUAGACGAAAUGAUUCGUUUCAUCGUCAACGAGCAGGAUAUCCCGAGAUCCUAGAGACAAGGAGAGGCACUGCUGGUCAGCAGACAGCGGAACGCUAUUCUGCCAGAGGAUAUGUAGAAGACGAAGAUAUUCUUUGUUACCAUCCUGGUGAAUGGAGGCCUCAAGGCUUGUUGUUUGUUCCAGGAGAAGACCUUCGGCAGCAUCAAUAUGAUGAUGUCAGUCUUAUGACGGCAGAGGAUCACAAUGACUCUACCAAGAAAUGUUUAGGAUUUUGUCCAGUAGUAUAA